Molecule: messenger RNA, 2220 nt
Organism: Talaromyces marneffei
Lineage: Eukaryota; Fungi; Ascomycota; Eurotiomycetes; Eurotiales; Trichocomaceae
Exons: 4
Coding region: 1-2220 (739 amino acids)
Biological process (GO): triterpenoid biosynthetic process; ergosterol biosynthetic process
Cellular component (GO): lipid droplet
Molecular function (GO): lanosterol synthase activity
Source: RefSeq, a predicted model, not a curated record
AUGGCGAAGGAAAGCAAUAUUCAGCCCAUUGGAAAUUGGCGAACAAAAGCCAAUGGCCACCUAACGAAGGAUGCCCAGGGAGACGACAAAACCGAUUAUUCAAGGUGGAGAUUGAACGAUAAUGACGGCCGCUUAACGUGGCACUACCUACAAAUCGACGAGGAAAAUGAGAAAUGGCCUCAAACCUUUUACGACAAAUACAACCUGGGACUUCCAACUGGAGCCGCGGAGCUGCCGAAAGCGAAGACUCCUCUGGACUCAGCUGCCAAUGGCCUGGAAUUUUUCUCCAAGUUACAAAUGCCAACUGGACAUUGGGCAUGCGAGUAUGGUGGUCCUAUGUUCCUUUUACCAGGUAUAGUCAUCACUUGGUAUGUUACCAACACUCCCAUACCUCCCGAGUAUGCGGUAGAAAUCAAGCGGUAUCUUUUUGCGCGGCAAAACCCGGAUGAUGGCGGCUGGGGUCUGCACAUAGAAGGUCAUAGCUCGGCAUUUGGUACCGUGAUGACCUAUGUGAUUCUCCGUCUGCUAGGAGUAAGCGAAGAAGAUCCUCGAAUGAUCAAGGCACGAGGACUCGCUCAUCAGCUGGGGGGCGCACUUUACACACCCCAUUGGGCGAAAUUCUGGCUUUCUACCCUAGGUGUCAUGGAUUGGAGCUGCGUUAAUCCAGUCCCACCGGAGCUCUGGUUGCUUCCUGACUGGGUACCAAUUGCUCCUUGUAGAUGGUGGAUCCACAUGCGAAUGGUGUUUUUACCAAUGUCUUUCUUGUGGUCUAAGAAAUGGGUCUUUCCACAAAAUGAAUUGACGCGCCAGCUCAGAAACGAGAUCUACACGCAACCCUAUGAAAGCAUAAACUUUGCUUCCCACCGCAACUCUAUUGCUAAAGAGGACAACUACUACCCAAAAACAAUGUUGCUCAACUUUAUUAACAGUUUCCUUGUGAACGUGUGGACGCCCGUAUUUCGGGUUUCGGCGCUAGUCAAGAAAGCAGAAGACUGGGUAUGGGAAUUGAUCCGAAUGGAGGAUGAGAACACGCACUAUGCAGGGCUUGCUCCCGUCAGUAAUCCUCUAAAUUUCGUUUGCUGUUACAUACACGAUGGUGAAGGAAGUGAGUCGGUUAGAAGGCAUCGCGAGACCCUGCACGAAUAUAUGUGGAUGAAAAAUGAGGGCAUGCUUUGCAAUGGUACCAAUGGGGCCCAAGUCUGGGAUACGGCGUUUAUCACGCAGGCCGUCUCUGUGGCUGGCUUUGCGGAAGAUCCCAAAUGGCGACCCAUGCUCACCAAAGCUCUUGAAUUUUUGGAUAACCAUCAACUUCGAGAGAAUGUUCCCAACCAAGACAAAUGUUAUCGUCAACCUAGAAAAGGAGCGUGGCCCUUCAGCAACAAGAUUCAAGGUUACACUGUUAGCGACUGCACUGCAGAAGGUCUACGAUCGGUUUUGCAACUUCAGGAGAUGUACGGGUAUCCUAAACUUGUCUCCGCGGAUCGCUUAAAAGACUCAGUCGAUUGUCUCCUUUUGAUGCAGAAUGAUACCGGCGGCUUUAGUGAGUACGAGCGCAGACGGGGCUCCCCCUAUUUGGAAUUGCUUAACGCAGCAGAGGUGUUUGGCGGAAUCAUGAUUAGUUAUGAUCACGUUGAAUGUACGACUGCAUCCAUCACUGCGAUGUCACUCUUCAGCAGAUUUUAUCCGGACUAUCGUGCCGACGAGAUCAAGGCUGCAAAGCACAAGGCAGUCGAAUACAUCAAGCGCAUCCAAAAACCAGAUGGCAGCUGGUAUGGUAACUGGGGUAUCUGCUAUACUUAUGCAGCCAUGUUUGCGCUUGAAAGUCUUUCUAGUAUUGGGGAAACUUAUAGCACGAGCGAAUAUUCUCGCCGGGGAUGCGAAUUCUUGCUAAGCAAACAAAAGGAAGAUGGCGGUUGGGGAGAGUCGUAUCUCAGCUGCGAAUUACACGUUUACACCCAGCAUGAGAUGUCCCAGGUUGUCCAAACAGCUUGGGUUUGUCUAGCUCUGAUGGAAGCUGAUUACCCUGACCCAGAGCCCAUCCGCAGAGGAAUCAAGCUUCUGAUGUCCCGACAACAAGCGACUGGCGAGUGGCUCCAGGAGGCAAUCGAGGGUGUUUUCAACAUGUCUUGCAUGAUCUCGUAUACCAAUUACAAGCUCUACUGGCCCAUUCGAGCACUGGGUUUGUAUUCUAAAAAAUUUGGCAACGAGGCUCUGUUCUAA